AUGGCAUUGCACGGUCGCAGUCUCUCGUUAUUCAUAGUGACCCUGGUGUUCUUGUGUAUAUCUUUUACUGCCGUUGCUCUGCGGUGUUUCGUCCGACUGAGACUCGUGAAAGCCUUUGGAUGGGAUGAUGGCUUGAUGGUAUUGGCCAUGCUAUUCAAUAUCUGGUUUUCAAUAUGCGGGUUGGCUGGCUCAGUUGCCGGGAUCGGAAGAAGAUUUGAUCAGUUCGACUCGAAACAAGAUAUUCAAAAGGCUCUCCUGUGGUGGUGGCUAGGCGAGAGCGCCUAUGUGUGGGUCGUGGCACUCGCCAGAAUCUCCAUCGCAAUGCUGCUUCUCCGUAUUACCGUUCAGCGGCGCCAAUCAGCCGUCAUGUAUAUGGUAAUUGGUCUAACGGCCACCGUCGGCCUCGCCUUCUGGCUUGUUCUGACGUUGCAGUGCCAUCCGGCCAAAGAAUUCUGGCAACGAACGGGCAGAGGCCACUGCAUUAACACCCAGUAUGUACUGGACAUAUCGUACCUCUAUAGCGCGGUAGCCUGUCUUUGCGACUUCACCCUUGGACUCUUUCCUGUAUAUAUUCUAAAGGACCUGCGUAUGAGCUGGAGGACUAAAUGGGCGUUAAGAGUCGUUCUCGGCAUGGGAUGCAUUGCAGGUGCUGCCGUCGCAGCCCGUAUCCCCUUUCUCCCGGACUAUAAAGAUCCAGACUUCCUAUAUGCGACCACUAAUAUCGCUAUCUCGUCGAACAUCGAGGCCGGUCUCGGCAUCACGGCUGGAAGUCUCGUCACGCUCCGCCCACUCAUGCGCUGGUUCCGAGGCGUUAGCCACAGGGUCUCGAGCACAGCGAGAGGGGUAGCAUGUAGCAGUGACAGAACCCAGAACUCCUCCGUGCAACAGAGACACACCUCACCAAAGCAGGGGCCAUCGGACAUUGAACCAGGAAUGCUGUCGCAUCCAUCACAGGCCGAGGAACCUCAGUUUGGAGCUGAGGCGAUAUAG
This is a messenger RNA of Aspergillus pseudoviridinutans, 990 nucleotides long. RefSeq names its product putative integral membrane protein. The coding region runs from base 1 to 990 and encodes 329 amino acids. Lineage: Eukaryota; Fungi; Ascomycota; Eurotiomycetes; Eurotiales; Aspergillaceae. The record is from RefSeq and is a predicted model, not a curated record. The transcript has 5 exons.